Messenger RNA from Trichoderma reesei QM6a, 558 nucleotides. RefSeq lists its product as uncharacterized. Gene Ontology annotation, cellular component: nucleolus; preribosome, large subunit precursor. The coding region runs from base 1 to 558 and encodes 185 amino acids. The record is from RefSeq and is a predicted model, not a curated record. The transcript is spliced from 2 exons. Gene Ontology annotation, biological process: ribosomal large subunit export from nucleus. Lineage: Eukaryota; Fungi; Ascomycota; Sordariomycetes; Hypocreales; Hypocreaceae.
AUGGCCAAAUCACAAAACAGACCGCCCUCAAAACGCUCCCGCGCCGCCCGCCGCGCAACAUCCCCCUCCAUCAACACCGACAAGUCCCUCAAAGAAGUCUCCCUCCCCGGCUCGACCUCCAAAUCAUCCACAUCCGCCGUCCUCCCCUCCGUCCUCGCCGCACGACACUCCGCAGGCGUCACAAAAAAGUCCAAGCGCGGCCGCCAGCUCUCCGCGCGGGGCCGCCGGCGCCAGGAAAAGGGCCUCGAGAUGGCCGAGGCCUUUGUCGAGCGCACGAGCAAGAAGCUCGAGAAGAGCAUCGGCAAGGCCAAGGUCGUGCAGGCGCGGGCCAAGAAGUGGGACGACAUCAACAAGGCUGCGGAGGAGAGCAGGAGUAAUGCGUUUGAGGUGCUGAGAAUGGCCACUGGGGAGGACGAUGACGAUAAGGAGGGAGAGACGAAGAUGGAGGAGUGGGAGACGGAGGACGAGAUGGAUGGGGAGACUGUCGGUGCUGCAGCUACAGAGGUUGCUGCACCCGCUGCGCCGGUGCUGGAUGAAGAUGAUGAUGUGAUUUUGUAA